ACUAAUGCAUUCAUGGGGGAAUUUAAUUACAUAAUAAUAUGUAUGGCAAGGCUUCAGCGUUCUAAAAUCAAGAUAAUAUGAAUGUGUUUUGUAGGUUUUGUAUUUACGAGCAGAUAUUUACUAUCUUGACUGCAUAUUUUAACAUAACAUAAUAUACGGAAGGUAUAAAACUGUGAUAUCCUGCGCUUCGUAUUGCGUCUUUCAGCGAGCAUGGAGUACAAAAUGAAGGUAGACGAGCCAUCUUUAUCUAUGGAUAAUUAUGAAUUAAUUCUUCAGCCCUGUCUGGAACUUGUUUGUGGGAUGCUUAAUAUAAAUUUGGACACACACACGGAUUGCCCUAUCGAUUUAGCAGACUUUGGAGCAUGCGAGGGACACACAUUCCUUCCGUUUCUAAAAUUGGUGAUUGAACAUAUUCGAAGAUCGUCUAAAUCGCGAGAAAUCGUGGUGACUUUAAACGAUCAACAUACAAAUGAUUUCAACGCCUUAUCGAGGAAUAUAAAAGCUUUCCAGGGAGAAAUGAACGACCCUCUUCUCCGAAUAUGCAUCAUCCCAGGGAAUCUUUAUAGACAGUGUUUGCCCAAUUCCAGCAUUGAUUUAGGCAUUUGUUCUUUUGUGACACAUUGGUUAUCUGGACCCAUAAAUCUGGAGAAACAUCUUUUAUAUAUUCCGGGUGAAACGGAAAAGGAAGCAGAAGUCAAGCGUACUUCCGCUCAGGACUGGAUGGAUUUUCUAAUAGCAAGAUCCAUGGAGAUGAGGGAAGGUUCUGUUUUCCUUGUCAAUGCCCCCUUCGGGGGUUCAGAAGCCUGGAGUAUAAUAUCUGAUGAGUUUUAUCAACUACAUGCAAGGAAUAUGAUAUCGAAGGAAGAUAUGCGUAACACCAACAUACCACUUAACACAUUUAGGACAGAGGCUGAAUUCAGAGCACCAUUUGAGGAUAGUACACAAGAGUUGGGACUUCAGCUUCUGCACAUCUCAAGAAGACCAGUCAAGUUGUAUGAAAACAGGAACAUCGUGAGCGGAAUUAAACCAUGGAUGUAUUACAGUUUAGUAACUGGACUUGGCAAGACAAGAAAAGCCCAGGAAGUUCAGGAAAUCUGUGAUAUAUAUUUCCGAAACUUAGAGCAUCACUUCUCAGAUUGGAAAUCGAUUGAUUUUAUUAUUUUUGAUGUAAUGUUUCAGAAACUAUGACAAUAUCAGAGAAUGUUCCUAGGUUUAUAGUAGGAAUUACAUAUGUUUGUAUUACUUAAUGAUAAACAUGUAAAACUUAUACGGUACCAAUUUUGAUACAAGAGAUGCGCAUUUCGACAAAUAAUGUCUCUUCAGUGAUGCUCAACCGAAAUGUUUGAAAUCCGAAAUAACUAUGAAGUUUUAGAUCUAAAUAUAGCCAAAAACAACGUGCCAAACAAGUGGAGCCAAAUUCGUCCAAGGAAAAGAGCUAUGCAUGAGGGAGAUAAUCCUUAAUUUUGAAAUGAAUUUCUAAAUUUUAUAACAGCAAUUAAAUAUACAUCCGUAUUUUCAAGCUAGUAACGAAGUACUUAGCUACUGGGCUGUAGAGACCCUCGGGGACUAACAGUCCACCAGCAGAGGCCUCGACCCAGGGGUCAUAAUGUAAAACUUAUACGGUACCAAUUUUGAUGCACCAGAUGCGCAUUUCGACAAAUAAUGAAAGGUGAAGAUAACGAACGGUGAUCAAUCUUAUAACUCCUAUAAACAAUACAAAAUAGAGAGUUGGGCAAACACGGAUCCCUGUACACAUUAGAGGUGGUAUCAGGUGCCUAGGAGAAGUACGAAUCCCCUGUCAAACUGACCAUACGCAUAUCGAAUCAGUUGAGAGAUAUAAACACCAUAUGCAGAUGAUAAUGGAAUAUUGCUACAUAAAUACGGGAAGUUGACGAUGGAGAAUCUGAAAUAAUUCCGUUUGUCAUAACGUUGAGUUGUUAGUUUGCCGUUAAUAGCUACUUUCAAUAGAAUAUCUAAAUUGAAGCAGAAGUGGACGACUCUGGUGUCUUUUAUUUCGAGCUCACAGGGAUAUGUCGAAUCGACAUAUGUAUGAAAGUUAUUAUUGUUAAUAGAUAAAACGUCGUCAAUAUAUCAAAAUGUUGAAUUGAGGGCCAGAGCAAGAGAUGUGUUUUUUUUCUUCUCAGGUAGAAGGUUUUAAAUAAAUUCUGCUUCAUAGGAAUAUAACAAAAGGUCAGCUAACAAAGGAGCACAAUUUGUGCCCAUGGCAAUUCCAGCAAAGACCUGAUCACCAAAGAUCACGGACAUAUUGUUAAUUAGGAACCCCUGCAUAUUUCUUUAUUUCAGUUUUGAGUACUAGUGCAUGGACUCAGAGUGGUGUUUAACAAAGUCAUUUUUGGAUGACUGAUCACUAGAUAUGAAUCUUUGUCUUUUCCAUUUUUGUUGAAGAAGUAACUGUUGAUGAUGUCAAAAAUUCUCUAGUUUUUAAUUUGCGGCGGCGUAGAAAGGCCAAAUUAAAAAAACAUUUUCGUUAUUGUUACGAAUUAGCAAUUUGUUCACACGAAUUAUCAAAUUGUUCCGAUUAAUCACCAAACUGUUCUGACGAAUUAGCAAUUUGUUCGAACGAAACAGAAAUUUGCUAGGACGAAUUACUAAUUCGUUCGGACGAUUAUAUACGCAAUAUAUCUAUCAAGAAUCAUACAUAUAUUGUUUACAACUACAAAGUUGUUAUCUUUACAAUUUGUAAAGAUAUCAAAGGCGAAAAUAUUGGAAAUGUAAAUAUAUCAAUAGUGAUAUUAUUCUUUCUUUGAAAACUAUAUGUAUUGUAUGCAAAUGACUUACAGGGGGCAGCAAAACACAAUUAAAAAUAUGUAUGUUUG
Molecule: messenger RNA, 2837 nt
Organism: Ostrea edulis (European flat oyster)
Lineage: Eukaryota; Metazoa; Mollusca; Bivalvia; Ostreida; Ostreidae
Exons: 8
Coding region: 211-1188 (325 amino acids)
Biological process (GO): methylation
Molecular function (GO): S-adenosylmethionine-dependent methyltransferase activity
Source: RefSeq, a predicted model, not a curated record